AUGCAAAAUUUUAUUCUCAUCUGGCUCGAUAGCAAUAUUGAUGCAGUAAACAAUAGUGAUUGUUGUAAUACAAUUAGUCAAUUACAACAAGUUGUUAAUACUAUAAACACAUUCACUGAUGCUGAUCGUUGCAUUGAUUUCAUUACAUAUAUCGAAGAAGAAAAUAUUUUUAUGAUUAUAUCUGGAGCUCUUGGUGAACAUAUUGUGCCUAAGAUACAUGAUGCAUAUCAAAUCCAUUCAAUAUAUGUCUUUUGUCAAAAUCAGUCAAGACAUAAACAAUGGGCUCAAAAAUGGUCAAAAGUAAGAGGUGUGUUCACAGAAAUACCAUCUAUUUGUAAAGAAUUGAAACAAGCUGUACAACAAUGUGAUCAAAAUGCUAUUUCAAUUGGUUUCGUUUCGACAAAUGAAGAAUUAUUACAACAAAGUUCGGAUCAAAUGAACCAGUCUUUCAUGUACACACAAAUAUUAAAAGAAAUUUUAUUGACAAUUGAAUUUGAUCAACAAUCGAUGAAAGAUUUUAUUAUUUAUUGCCGUCAGAAAUUUGCUAAUAAUUCUAUUGAAUUAGAAAAUAUCAAGAAAUUGGAACGAGAAUAUCAUCAACAUAAACCUAUAUGGUGGUAUACAUACGAGUGUUUUCUAUAUUCAAUGCUUAAUCAAGCAUUACGUACAAUGGAAUUUGAUACUAUUAUUAAAAUGGGCUUCUUCAUUCGAGACCUUCAUAAAGACAUUGUAAAAUUACAUUCUGACCAAUUUCAUGGCCAUCACAAAUCGGAUUCAUUUACUAUUUACCGUGGUCAAGGUUUAACUAAGACAGAUUUCAAUCAAUUGAUGAAAACACAGGGUGGAUUAUUGUCUUUUAAUACUUUUUUAUCCACCAGUAAAAAUCAAAAUGUUUCACUCACUUUUGCUCGUCAGUCUCUUUUAAAUUCUGAUUUAAUAGGUGUUCUAUUCGUAAUGACAAUUAAUCCUACUUUAUUAUCAACUCCAUUUGCAUCCAUCAAAAAUGUUAGCUAUUAUCAGACAGAACGUGAAAUUCUCUUUUCAAUGCAUAGUGUUUUUCGUAUUGGUCAUAUCAAACAAAUCGAACAAGAUAACGAUCGUCUCUGGCAAGUAGAAUUAAAGCUCACUAGUGAUGAUGAUCCUCAACGUCGUAAUCUUACCGAACGGAUACGGAAUGAAAUUUCAUGGUUGACAGGAUGGCAUCGUCUAGGUCGAUUUUUAAUUAUGAUAGGUCAUUUUAUAAAAGCCGAAGAUCUAUACAAAAUAUUAUUUGAACAGUCUGAUAAUGAAGCUGAGAAAGCACAUAUUAUGCAUCAUCUUGGAGUGAUCAAAGAUGGUCAAGGAGAUUAUGAAAUGGCAAUCAAUUUUUAUGAAAAAUCACUUGAAAUCAAUAGAGAAAUUCUUUCUCCAGAUCAUCACUUUCUGGGUAGUUCAUAUGAUGGAAUUGGCUUGGUCUAUACGAAAAAACACGACUACUCCAAAGCACUUGCAUCACUUGAAAAAUCACUGGAAAUUUUUCAAAAAACUCUUUCUCCAAAUAAUUUUCGUAUAGCUAUUUCAUACGGUAAUAUUGGUAAAGUAUAUGAUGGGAUGGGCGAUUAUUCAAAAGCACUUUUAUAUCAUGAAACAGCUUUGGAAAUUUUCAGAAAUACUCUUCCUGAAACUCAUCCUAAUAUGGCCACUUCUUAUUAUGAUAUUGGAAAUGUAUAUGACAAGAUGGGCGAGCUAUCCAAAGCCAUUAAAUCUCACGAGAAAGCGCUUGAAAUUCGAGAAAAGAUCUUACCUCCAGAACAUCCUUUCUUGGCCGGUUCCUACAAUCGUAUUGGUGAAUUCUAUGCAAAAAUGCACAGAUACUCUAAAGGACUUCUAUUUAUCGAACGUGCUAUUGAACUUGGAAAACGCUCAUUACCUGCAAAUCAUCCUGAUCUUGAGCUUUAUAAAAACAAUCUCAAACUAUUUCCAAAUACAUGUUAA
Rotaria sp. Silwood2 is the source of this 1974-nucleotide messenger RNA. Lineage: Eukaryota; Metazoa; Rotifera; Eurotatoria; Philodinida; Philodinidae. The record is from the annotation of a GenBank genome assembly.